AAACUCGAUUAAACAUAAAAGAAAUUUAACAGGAUAAAAUGGAAGAUUUUUCAAUGGAUCUGUCAACGUCAUGUGUAAAUUGUGAAGCCAAAGCAAGAGACUUGAUUUUGAUGCAAGAAAAAUAUGAGGCACUUUAUCAAGAACACCAUGAACUGAAGAGGAAAGUUGAAGUCAUGGAGAAAGUAACAUCAGAAUAUGAAAGUGAACUGUCGUUUUUUAGUGGCCAAAGAAGUGAUGACCAAUCAAAAUUAAAGUCUACUCAAAAUGAGUUGGAGUCUGUUGUAUCAAAGAUGCUAAAACUAGAAUCUUUAUUGGAAGAGGAGAAAUUAAAUAAUCAGAUGUUAAAAAUAGAAAUAAGUGAGAGCAAAAAUAAAGUUAAUAAUGAAGAAAAAGUACUGAGUGCUCCCAAUGAAGAGGAAAUAACUGCAUUAACAGAGCAAAUACAAAAGUUAGUGUCAGAGCAAGAGGAUUCACAAAUUAAAAUUAACAAACUUGUAGAAGAAAAUAGUGAAUUGGUAGAUGCUAUUUGUCAGCUGAAACGUGAAAGGCAAAUAUUGCAAGAUGAAUUAACUGAAAUUAAGGAGCAUCUUCAGCAGAAAACUAACGAUCUACAAAAUGUCAAAACAUCUCUUGAGAGUGUCAGAGAAGAGAAAGCAUUACUGAGCACUGAAAUGCAAGUUCUGAAGGCUGCUGACACAAAUGCUCCAAGAGGCAAUUCUCUAUUCGCUGAGGUGGAAGAAAACCGACAGAAAGUUGCUGCUCAGCGAGAGUUGUUAAAAAUGAAAUACUUAAAUCUUAAAAAAGUGCUCAGCCAAAAACAAGUUGAAAACAACAAAUUAAAGUUGGAGAUUGUUAAAAUUCGUAGAGAAGAAAAAGAUGAUGAUAAGAACAUUCUUCGAGAUUAUUCUCAUCUUAUUCAUACUUAUAAAGAGAGAGUUUCAGAACUUGAGAAAGACUUAAGAACAUUGCAGCAGAGGAACGAUCAACCUAUUGUAUUCUCUGGUGAAUUCAGCACUCAGCUACAGUGGUGCAGCACCACUAUAGAGAACACUAGGAAAGAAGUUAGAACUUUACAGGAACAAUUAGAGCAAAGAGGGUCCAAUUAUGUGACCCAAGGGCAUCAACUGUUUGACUCCCAGAAGGAGAACCGAAAAUUAAAAAGAACCAUGUCAAGAAUGCAGUCCGAGAUUGAUGAGUUACGAGUACAAUUGGAUACGCUAAAAGCUGCAAACGAAACUGUUGAUGGAAUCUCCCCACCAGCUACAGACGUUGCUGUAGCGUAUAACAAACAGAAGUGUGUUAAAUUUCAAGAGGUUAUACAAGAACAUAGUGCGACCAAAGUAGCGGAAGAGAAAGUGACGGAUAGUGAUAAAGAAAACUGAAGAGGACUUCAUCCACAUUCAUCUCAGACACUAAUUACAGACUAAUUCAUUUUGCCUCAUAAUAAAUUUUUUACUACUCGACAGUGUGCACUUUGAGUAUUGUGAAAUUACAUUCAAUUCAAGGUGAAGUGGAAUAAUAUAUUGUACAUAUUGCAUUUUAAAUAGGCAUCACUACUCAUAAGUAUAUUUUGUAUGAAGAGUAAUUAUUACUUC
Molecule: messenger RNA, 1595 nt
Organism: Homalodisca vitripennis (glassy-winged sharpshooter)
Lineage: Eukaryota; Metazoa; Arthropoda; Insecta; Hemiptera; Cicadellidae
Product: protein Spindly-like
Exons: 10
Coding region: 39-1382 (447 amino acids)
Source: RefSeq, a predicted model, not a curated record